AUGGCCGCGACUCAAAACAUACGAAUCACACUGCCCAAGAGUGGCGUUGAUAUCUUCUAUCGGGAGCAGAGUCCCGCAGACCCUUCCAAGACCAUUCUUCUUCUUCAUGGCUUCCCGUCGUCGUCGCACCAGUACCGGAAUAUUAUCCCAUUGCUUGCUUCCGAGUACCGAGUCAUUGCGCCAGACUUUCCUGGGUUCGGCUUCACCGAGGCGCCUGAAGGCUUCAGAUAUACGUUUGAUUCUCUUACAGACGUCCUCGUCGAGUUCCUGGACUCGCUCUCUGUUUCUAAAUUCGCUGUUUACGUCUUUGACUACGGCGCGCCGGUCGGUCUGCGUCUAGCGCUACGUCGUCCGGAGGCUGUCGAGGCGAUCAUCACGCAGAAUGGCAAUGCCUACGUUGAGGGUUUUGGCGACGUCUGGGGGCCGAUCAAAGACUUUUGGGCCAGCAACAACACCGCAGAAGAUCGAUCCAAGAUGGCAGAUGCCAUGCUGACCUUUGACAUUACCAAAUUCCAGUAUGAGAAUGGCACUCCCAACCUUCAGAACAUUGCACCCGAGUCUUAUACUCUGGAUUAUACUUUGCUGCAGCGCCCUGGGAGGAAGGACGCCCAGCUCGACCUCUUCAUGGAUUAUCAGAGCAAUGUCCCAUUAUAUGAGAACUUCCACGAAUAUUUUCGAUCCUCUCAGGUGCCCUUGCUGGCAAUCUGGGGGAAGAACGACGUGUUCUUUAUUCCGGCCGGAGCCAACGCCUUCAAGCGAGACCUGCCAAAGGCAACUGUUAAGCUUAUUGAUGCUGGUCAUUUUGCGGCCGAGAGUGAUGGGCCACUAAUCGCGAAAGAGGUCGCACAAUUUCUGGGCUAG
Molecule: messenger RNA, 861 nt
Organism: Trichoderma citrinoviride
Lineage: Eukaryota; Fungi; Ascomycota; Sordariomycetes; Hypocreales; Hypocreaceae
Product: alpha/beta-hydrolase
Exons: 1
Coding region: 1-861 (286 amino acids)
Molecular function (GO): epoxide hydrolase activity
Source: RefSeq, a predicted model, not a curated record